Molecule: messenger RNA, 927 nt
Organism: Dentiscutata erythropus
Lineage: Eukaryota; Fungi; Glomeromycota; Glomeromycetes; Diversisporales; Gigasporaceae
Source: the annotation of a GenBank genome assembly
AUGCCAAAAACUAGAUCGACAACGAAAAAAAAAAAGCAGAAUGAAGCGAAGGAAGUGACGGACGUAGAAUCGACAACAAAAAAAAAAAAGCAGAAUGAAGCGAAGGAAGUGACGGACGUAGAAGACCUAGAGGAAAUGCGAAAGUUGUUGCAAGAUAUUAAAGCUAAACAACAAAAUUUUGAAGCUUUACGAAAUAGUGACCUAGACAAGAAUGAACAAAAUAUAAGGGAAUUUAAAAGCAAUUAUGAAAAGCGGUCUCAAGGGCUAGAAACCAUGGUACUUCAAUUAAAAAGUCAAAUAGAGAAUUUGGAACAUGAGAGGGAGGCCAUUUUGAAUCAAAGUCAAGAUUCUAUGGAAGUUGUUGCAACAAGUAGCAACAGUUUAUCAAGUAACGCUGAAGUAGCCAAAUUAAAAGAACUCGUGAAAAAGCUUGAAUGUGAUUUUCAAAAGGAGACAGAAAAGAACAAGCGUUCUGAAUCAGAAAUAAAGCAUUUACGCGAACAAGUAAAGAGACUUGAGCUUGAGCUGAAGCAAGAAUGUGAAAAUAGCAAGAAACUUACGGCUAAACUUCCCAAAACAUCUGUUUCUAGAAAAUUAACACCGGCUGAGCUCGAUCAAAAGUCAAGAGAAAUGCAAGAACAAAUAUCAUUAUAUGCAGAAAUGUCGAAUCUUUUAAUCCAGAAUGUAAAAGUGAUAUCUCAUGAUGAAAAGAACUUUAAGUGCCUUCAUAGCGGAAGGAAUGGAACAUUGGAAUUCAAGCUCUCAUUUAAAGGAGAAACAGCACAUUAUGAACCAUCUCUUCAGCCAGAUAGAGAUGCUGACCUUAUGGCUAUUUUGCCUGAUUACCUUAAAGAACCAAUAGACUUCCAAAAGGAAUCAUUGGAUCUAUUUUUCUGGAGAAUCUUGGAUUUUUUACAAAAGAAAUGA